Molecule: messenger RNA, 687 nt
Organism: Paramecium sonneborni
Lineage: Eukaryota; Ciliophora; Oligohymenophorea; Peniculida; Parameciidae
Source: the annotation of a GenBank genome assembly
AUGUGGAACAAUACAAGUUGUUAAAAUAGAAAUUGUUCAAAUAUCCAUUAUAAAUCUUAAUGUUUGGAAGAUUAUGGAUGUUUUUAUAACAGUAUUAGUAGAAACUGUUAAUAUUUAACAGAUUGUAAUUAGCUAAAUGCAACAUCUACUUUAGAGUGUGCUUCAUAAUCAAAAUUUUGUGGAUUAUUUAAUACUUCAUCAAAAUAAUGUUAUCAUUUAACUAUUGCUUCUUGUACUUCAUAUACAGUUUAAUAAGAAUGUCUAUAUUUUGCUUAAGGAUAAUUGUGCAAAUGGAAUAAUUAAUAAUGUUAAGAUUUUAAUUGUAACUCAGUAGAAAAUUAGUCAUAGUGUGAUUUGUAUGCUUUAUAUUGUACGUGGGAUAUUAAAAAUUAAAUAUGCAUACAAGCUACUUGUGACAAUAAACAUACUUCUGAAUGCACUUUUAUUUUCUCAAAAGAUAUCAAUCAAAAUCAAUCAAUCAUAUAACCAUGUUACAUCGAUUAAUCAGAUAGACCAGCAUAAUGCAAAAAUGCUUCUUUAUCUGAUUUAUCACCUCUUACAUGUAGUUUAAAUACUUUUAGUUAUGCUAAAUGGAAUGAUGAAAGUUUAGAAAGCGGAAGUUGUUAAUUUUGUUAAGCUAAUCUAAUUAAUAUUAUUGGUCUAGCAUUAUUAAUAAUGAUUUAAUGA